UGUGUAGCUAGGAUAUUGUCUUUGUUGAUCCAGGAGAGGACAAUCGUAGGAUGACGCCCUGAAUAAAGACGUGAGAAGUGCCAAGUGACUAGAUGGGCGCCAAAGCGAAAAACUAGGAAAUGGGAGACAUACCCUGUGCCAUUAAGAAAACAGGCUAUUCACUUUGAGAGAAGACUAGUUUUUGGUGACUUGUUUCUUAAGGCUUUGUGUUUUUGCUGCUGAAAUCUGCAUUUUGUUUGGAUAAAGAAGCCACCUGAGUAGGAAUGCCUGCCCAAAUAUCAGGUUUGGAGAUCAUGGAUGAAGAUUGGUUAAUUGAAGAAGUCUUGGAUAAGUUUGUUAAUUGUCAUGAGCAAACAUAUGAAGAAUUUCUGAGCACUUUUACUUAUAUUUCAAAAGAUAAUGUGACCAGAAGAAGAACAUUUGAACCCGAUUCUUCAGAAAAUAUACUUACCUUGAUGAAAGUUCAUAAUAGAAGUGAACCAAAUGACUACCAUCUUGGAAAUAAAACCACCUUGCUUUGCACUUCGUCACAAUGUUCAGAAGAAGAACAGAUAGUGAUGGAUGAAGGCCAAAAAGUUGGCAGCUUCGUUCAAGGUGAUCUGAAUCGAGCAGGAAAAGUGAAGGUAGACAAUUUUCUCGAUUUAGAAGACUUGGACAUGGAUGAAGAGAUUAAGGCACACGUGGGCCAGGAUCUGCUGCUGCUUCCGGGAGAAGUGGAACAGGAUGUCAGCACCAGUGUUCCUUCCUACUUUCCUUCUGUGGACCGGCUUCUGGCCUGUGAAGGAAAGCCAAGGCCCACUGUAAAAGGAGCAAACAGACAAAUGGAAGAGAUGCUCAGAGAUGAAGUUCAGCCCUUCUCACUUGAUGAAGAAUUUGAUUAUGACAAUGUGAUGCUAACUCCCAAGUUCACUCCUGCAGAGAUGGACACUGUCAGAGAGCUAGCCAACACAGACUUCGAGGAACCUCAUGACUGAUUCUCUAAGGGGUUUUUGCAUUUAUUUUUGUUUUGUUCUUAUUCAGGCAGCAUUAGUAAGAAUAAAAAAGUAAACCUUCUAUAGUCCCUUUUGUGGAAAUUUAUAUGUGUGCAUUCAUUUUCAGAGUUAUUUGUCAGUAGGGAGCUGGUGCAAUUGAUAAGACUAACAAGUUCUCUACUCUUGCAGAGAUCUCUUCUGUCGAGUUGUUGCUGCACCCCAUGACUGGUUGGGGAGUGAUGAAGAUAGAAAGUGGGGAAAAUAGACCCUACUGAAGGGUCCAUUUUGAUAAAGAGUGUUGCACUAGGUGCUGUGGGGUAUUGUGAUGAAGAUUGGAGACGUGAUUCCACCUUUUAGAGUGCAGGACAAUUACACAUGCAAAAUACAUUGUAGCAAAAAAAAUAAAUAAAUACAUUGUAGCACAUAGAGGAGAAUUACUUACAUGGGUGGUAGGUCAUGAGCCACAGCUGUCCAGAGAAAGUGGUAUACGUGUGAGUGCCAAAAAUUGGGCUCUGGGGAUUGAUUGGAAAAGUCUUCACUGAAAAGAAGGCAUCUGGGAAUUGAGUAUAUGUCAUUUAUUAAAUUCUUGCACUUUGUUAUUAUUAUUAAGCCAAGUGGGAUGAUACAAAAUACAAAGAAUGAUCUCUAUCCCCAGAAGCUUCAAAUUAUAGUUUGAGAAGGGAAGACAUAGGUAGAGAAAACAGCUAGAGAAUAUAAAAGCAUAUUAUGAAGUGCUAAUUGGGUAGAAUAUCCAUAAAUGCGUGAAGUGAAGGAGAAAAGAAGGGUAUAGGCAGAGAAGAAGGGGGAAUAGUUUGUAGGAAGUCAUUUUUAUUACCGAGGGAAUUAGUAACAAAUCAAAUGUACUUAGGCUUAAUUGGUUUUCAUACAGGCCUGUGCUUGUGUAUGCACUUAUGCGUGUGUGAAUGUGUUUAUGUAUUCAUAAAAAUUGCUCUUUAUAUUACUUACAAUAUGAUACCCUUGAUUUCAUGUUGGAGUAGAGUCAAGUGAUUUCCACAUCUAUUUUUCUUUAUUCAUUCAACAAACUUUCAUAAAACACCAUUUAUGUGCCAAGCCUUAGGCUAGGCAGUAGGGGAGGAUACAGGUAUAUUAGACAAGGUCUAAUUUAGUAGGGAAGACAGCUGUAUGCACAAAUAAUUAAAGUAGAGAUGCACUGUCCAAUAUAAUAGCCCUUGACAUGUGGCUAGUUCAACUGAGGAACUGAUUUUUUUUAACAUUUAAUUUUAAUUUUAAAUUAAAAAUCUGAUAUUUGAUUCAGUUAUCGGAAAACUUUGGGAACAACUUGGAUAUGUUAAUCUACUUCUUCAUAAAUUUUAUGAAAUUAAAUCCCAAUCAGUUAUUUUUAUGCCAACUUAGUACCUGAAUUGAAAUUGCCAUAAUUGUAAAAUAUGCAUUGGAUUUUGAAGAAUUAAUAUGAAAAAAUUAUACAGUAUGUCAUAUUUUUUAUGUCUAUUACUUGUUGAAAUAAUAUGCUAUAUCAUUAAAUAAAGGGUUAAAUAAAA
Messenger RNA from Choloepus didactylus (southern two-toed sloth), 2491 nucleotides. RefSeq names its product intraflagellar transport associated protein (gene IFTAP). Gene Ontology annotation, biological process: spermatogenesis; acrosome reaction. Gene Ontology annotation, molecular function: intraciliary transport particle A binding. Bases 264 to 974 code for a protein of 236 amino acids. The transcript has 8 exons. NCBI's taxonomy places the organism in Eukaryota, Metazoa, Chordata, Mammalia, Pilosa, Megalonychidae. Gene Ontology annotation, cellular component: cytosol; 9+0 non-motile cilium. The record is from RefSeq and is a predicted model, not a curated record.